AUGCGUUCCGCCUUUGCUCUUGGUUCAUGGGUGGCGGCGCUCGUGCUCGUUUUCCCCUGUGUCGAUGCUGCAGGAGGCAACCGUGCCCAAUACGACGGGCUCGAUCUUAACCUGAGGCUGGGGCCUCCAUCAGCUUCAUCGAACCGAGUUCUCGACGAAGGCACGACUUCCAUUGCACCAGACGGCGAUGCCUCGUCGUCCCGGUCGUCAACUGUAUCGGACCGCAGCAGAGGCUUCGACCUGAACGAUCCAUACCACCGCACGUUUUCUAGUGUCGGCUCCUCACAACAUCCUGAGCGAGCAUUCCAAGGCCAGAGCGCAGCCGUGUCGGCCCAGGGAGGAGGCGUGGACAUGGCCAAUGCCGCAGUGCAAAGGCACGUGUCUGGAACUUGGCUGCAAUACCGACGCGGUCACUUUGGCAAAGAACGCCUGCCCAUCAUCUCCUCCGACGGCAAGCUCGAUCCUCAAGGCGCAAUGCAAUUCCAGGAGCGCAUCCGCGAUCUCCAGGCGACCAAGAGCCUUAUUUUGCAGGCGCACAAGUGGCGCUUGACGGAAGAGGAGCUCGUGACGGCACGUCGACGCUUCCACAACUGGCAAGCCAUCGCUGUGCGUGUGGCACCCCGGGGCCAGCCGGUCAAAGCCUCGUCCAAGAUACGCCAGCAAGCCCUCACGGAUACAGAGCUCAUGAGCAACAUGGAGGCACUCCUUCACCGCAUCGUCUCGUAA
Messenger RNA from Moesziomyces antarcticus, 726 nucleotides. RefSeq lists its product as uncharacterized. The transcript is spliced from 2 exons. NCBI's taxonomy places the organism in Eukaryota, Fungi, Basidiomycota, Ustilaginomycetes, Ustilaginales, Ustilaginaceae. The record is from RefSeq and is a predicted model, not a curated record. Bases 1 to 726 code for a protein of 241 amino acids.